Messenger RNA from Marasmius oreades (fairy-ring Marasmius), 519 nucleotides. RefSeq lists its product as uncharacterized. NCBI's taxonomy places the organism in Eukaryota, Fungi, Basidiomycota, Agaricomycetes, Agaricales, Marasmiaceae. Bases 1 to 519 code for a protein of 172 amino acids. The transcript has a single exon. The record is from RefSeq and is a predicted model, not a curated record.
AUGAAUGAUGAUCAUGAUCCACAAAACCUCCCCCUCAGAACUCACCAAGGGCUUCUUGCGCAGGCAGUUGAGGUUCAGAGUGCUCGAACUGAUGCAGAAGCUGACCGACUUUCCCAGCGAUAUGGGAUCAAACAAGUUCCAGGUCUCUCUUUUGUCGAUUCCCUUAUUUUUCCAACUUCAUUCCCAUACGACUUUAUGCACCUCAUUUGGGAGAACCUUCUCCCAAAUCUGAUUCUCCAUUGGACCGGUGAGUUCAAGGGUCUGGACGAAGGGUCAGAAAGCUACACUAUUGACUUGGCAGUUUGGAAAGCUAUCGGAAAGGAAACUGUGGCAACGGGUAGUACAAUACCCUCUGCCUAUAGUGCUCGCAUACCCGAUAUUUCCAGGGACAGAUCCUACAUGUUGGCUGAAAUGCGUUCAUUUUGGACCCUGUAUCUUGGUCCGGUUCUUUUACACAACCACCUUUCCCCUCGAUACUUCCGGCAUUUCAUUUCCUUGGUGAAGCUCCUCAAUAUCUGA